Bactrocera dorsalis (oriental fruit fly) is the source of this 14297-nucleotide messenger RNA. RefSeq lists its product as uncharacterized. Bases 7401 to 8654 code for a protein of 417 amino acids. The transcript has 2 exons. Lineage: Eukaryota; Metazoa; Arthropoda; Insecta; Diptera; Tephritidae. The record is from RefSeq and is a predicted model, not a curated record.
GAAUUCAUCACAGUCGCAAUUUUUUAUAUUCCGCGGUGAAUGCUAUUUUGUCACAGUCGCAAUUUUUCAUAUGAUACUGUGACUGCUACUUUGUCACAGUCGCAAUUUUUCAUAUGAUACUGUGAAUGCUAUUUUGUCACAGUCGCAAUUUUUCAUGUGAUACUGUGACUGCUACUUUGUGCGUUAAUUCCUGUCACUGCUACUUUAGGAAACUUGUCACAGCUGUGACCAGUGAUUUUUAAGUAGCAGUGACAAAGUCACAGGUACUCAAAUAUUUACCAUCUCUAGUGCACACGCUUGGAAGAUGACAACAACCGAUGAGUCGACGUUACGAGUUUUCGAGAUAAAGGUUCUGCGAAAGAUUUAUGGUCCUUUGCGCAUUGGCUACGGCGAAUAUCGCAUUCGAUGGAACGAUGAUCUGUACGAGAUAUACGACGACAUUGACAUAGUUCAGCGAAUUAAAAGACAGCGGCUACGCUGGCAAGGUCAUGUUGUCCGGAUGGACGAAAACAGCUCUGAAAGUACCCGCAGUACCUGCCGGGGGAAGCGGAAGAAGAGGAAGAUCUCCACUCCUUUGGAAGGACCAAGUGGAGAAGGAUCUGGCUUCGCUUGGAAUAUCCAAUUGGCGCCACGUAGCGAAAAUAAGAAACGACUGGCGCGCUGUUGUUAAUUAACUCGGCUAUCUUCGCGUAAGCGGUGUCUACGCCAAUAAAGAACAAGAAGAUAUAUAUGGUAUUAAAUUAUAAAAUUGCCAUUUAUAUGAACUCUUGUGUUCUGCCACAUAUUUAUUUUAUAUUUUAGCUUAAUAUAUUAUUUCACAGUAUUUCCAUUUAGUCUAUUUUACUUGUAUAUAUUCAACGCUAUGAAAAUGCAGCCCAAUCAAAAAAUCUUAGUAUUUGAAAAGAUCAUAAGUCAAUUUUGGAUAAUAAAGCCUGCAGAAUUAACAAAAGUGUAAACAUAGUCGACGUUGCCGCGAGAUGUCGAUGCAUAGAAACUCUUUUAACUUCGCGGCAAUAUGUGCAAUGCAAUUUAUGCUCCGCCUCGCCUUUGCCAAACUCGCUGUUACUUCCAUGGACAGAGGCAGAGGCUCAACGGUAGAGUUAAUCCUAUUAUAACAAUACUUAAGGGGUUAGGUGUAGUCAAAGGUACAAAAAAAUGAGAAUUUUCAGUAUUUUUUUUUCCUAUUAAAUCGUGUUAUUUUACAAUAGUACUGAUAUGGUAUUAUUAUAUAAUGUGUUGACUUGAAGUCACGAAAAUUUCAAAAAAAAACUUAAUUUUCAAAGUUAUAGGUCUUUUUGUUGGCCCAGUUCCAAAAGAGGGUACUUGCUGUGACAACUAUAAGUCCUUGGAUUUAAAAUCAGUCGGACAAAAAAAUUAGUUUUAUAAAUAGAUAAACUCGGGUCUGAUCGAUCGAUUUGUUUUUUUUUUUGUUUUUCAAAAAUUAACAAAAUGGCGGCCUCAGGAAAUUUUUUUCUAAAUUUUUGGGAAAAAAUCAACAGUUAAUUGGUCUUAAAAAAUCGAAAUUUUUGAAAAGCCCGAGUUUAUUAUGUAUUCUAAAAGCUGUAUAAAUUUCAUUAAAAUCUACUGAGCGGUUUUCGAUUUACAGGUGUCACCAGUUCAAAAAACCAAGUUUUGAAAAAAACGCGUUUAAAGUUUCACACUAGCGCUUUGAAGUGCCCGAGCUCUCUUUGUUAUUUGUCGAAUAACUCAAAAACUAACUACCUUGCAGCAUAUUUUCGUAGUAUAAAAAUAUUUACGUAAAAUUAAAAAUAUAUUAAAGGAACUCGAUUAAUAAAAAAAACUAGUAUAAUUAUGAGACAUUUCCUCCCCUUACCCUUCCGUGCCUACGGCCGUUCAACUGUUCCGUUGUUGAAAGUAAAAGUGCAGAGUUGAAAUAUUCUUUUCGGAAGGCAGGGAGAAGUGAGCGACAACGUACAUGUAUUUAAAAAUCUAAGAAGGUAUACGUAUAAAAACAGGUGUGAACAUAAAAAUCAAAUCGAUCACCAUAAAACUUUACAGGAACACGUCCUGGGCCAUCCUGAAGAUCGUUCUAAAAUUUCAUUAAAAUCGAUCUAUCCAUUCUACGAGUAACAUACAUACACAGUUUUUGUCGAAUUUUACAAAAUUUUUUAGCGUUUUUUUGUUAAAUUUUCGCCAAACACUAAACAAAUAUCAUUGGGCAAGCACCGUAUUCCAUGUGACUUCUGGCUAUUCUAGUAAUUCAAAAAACCGCUCUUGGGAAACCGCUUUGAGUUACUUGAAGACAUCAAAAAAAAUUCGACGCGACAGCUGAGGUCGACUGACAUAAACAGCUGCUGUAAACACACUUGUUGACAGAUCGCGCUAAGUUUUAGCAUCAUAAUUAAGGACAGUUGUACCAACCUAGUAAAAAAAAUUUACUUUCUUCCAUGUAAGAGGGAGAUUUAAAUGAAGAAUUUCCAAUACUAUCUAGAUAAGGUGUAUACUAUAUAUAAAAUGUCUCUUUCUCUUUUAUACAUAGUAUAUUAGUCUAAACCCGCGGCUCCGAUCGCUCCUUUUUUUUUUGUUUCAAUAUCAUUUUAUUUAUUGAAUCUGCUUUUUGUUUUGAAAGUCUAACAAUAAGUAAUAAAAUCUUAAACCUAUUUAAGAACUAGACACGCUCAAGCAAGUGAUUGAGCUGUUUUGGUGAUACAUUGCUCCUCAGUACGCGGGCAUAUCUCUUCUUUUAAGACGUGUUUGAUCGCAGGAAUGUACCAAAGCAUUAGCCAAAGGGUUUGGGUGAUUACGGAAUUUAGAUAUGUAUAUAUUUAAUUCUGCUGUCUUCUACUUCUUUCCUUACCAUAGAAAUACCAAGGUCUUUAUGGAUAUUUCCGUAAUGACAUGCGUAAUGACAUGUAUCAUGGUGAACACGUGAUUGAUCUAAGCAUUUUUGAUUGGAACCUUUGUAUUAUGUUUAUAUUAGUUGCACAGGUCGUACCCCACAGUUGAAUGCCAUACAUCCAAAUCGGCUUUAUGACCGCAUUAUGUAAAAGCACUUUGUUGUCUAGGCUAAGUUUGGAGUUUUUAUUUAAUAGCCAAUUUAAAUUUGCAGCUCUUAUCUUCAUGCAAGUUAUUUUACUAGAUACAUAUAUGUUUUUUCCACGUAAGUCUUCUAUCUAGGUGAAUACCAAGAUAAGUUACUUCAUUCGCUUGGGGUACUAAAACAUUGUUAAUUUUUACUGCUGGACACAUUUUUGGUCUAAGCGAAAAUGUAACAUGCUUACACUUUUGUUCAUUUACCUUUAUACGCCAGUUAGCUAGCCAUUCUUCGACAAACUUUAAGUGCUCGGCUAAUAUUCUUGAUGCUAUUAUGUGGCAUUUGUUACGGCUCACUAUAGCUGUGUCGUCCGCAAAAGUAGAAGUUAAUACAUUGUUAGCUGUUGGAAGAUCUGCUGUAUAUAUGAUGUAUAGUGUUGGGCCUAGAACACUGCCCUGGGGUACACCAGCCCUUAUCUGUCUUUCAUCAGAUAUGAAAUCUCCCACUUUUACCAUAAAUUUUCUAUUUUUUAGAUAAGACUCCAAGGUUCUAUACAAUUCUAAAGGUAGAAUUUUUUUAAUCUUAUAUAAAAGACCUUCGUACCACACCUUAUCAAACGCCUGAGCCACGUCUAGAAAUAUAGCUGAACAGUGCUCUCUGUGCUCAAAUGCUUUUCUUAUUUCGUUAGUAAUUCUAUUUACUUGCUCAAUCGUGCUAUGUUUUUCACGAAACCCAAAUCGGUGCGUUGGUAUAUUAUUAUUUUCAUGGAGGAAAGGAGUCAUCCUUGAUAGUAACAAUUUUUCAAAUAUCUUAGAAAGACAGGGUAGAAGACUGAUUGGUCUGUAUGAAGACGGCUGUGUUAAGCCUUUCCCAGGUUUGUCUAUCAAGAUGAUCUGCGACUUUUUCCAUGAAUUUGGAUAGUGUCCGAGAUUAAGAAUUGCAUUGAAGAGCAAAGAGAGCACCUUUACGGCAAUAUUUGGUAACUCAAUUAGCAUUUUUGGGGUAAUAUUAUCAUGUCCUGGUGAUUUUUUGGGGUUAAGUUCUUUUAUUAUUCUAGUAACUUCAGAAGUAGAAGUCCUAAUAGACACAUGCGACUCGUUUGCGGUAUUGGGCAAGGUUGACAACUCAAAGUUGUUCUUUGGGCAAUUGGGUUGAAAUACCUUUUCUAGGUGAUUUGCAAAGCAAUUUGCCUUAUCCUCGACACUACGUGCCCAAUUACCAUUCAACUGUCUUAGAGGCAUGUUGGAAUCUACUGGUGGCUUGAAAGACUUUUGUGCUUUCCAAACAGUUUCUUUAUAUAAUUUUCAGUGUUGUGUUCCUCUUCGCGUUUAAGCGCUUUUUUUUAACUUUCGUACAGCAGAUUUCAGUUGAAGCAGAGUUGAAGGGGAUCGAUUUAACUGCCAUUCCCGCCUAGCUCGCCUUUUCUCAUUUACAAAUUUCUCUAUUUCAUUAUUGGUGAUCUUUCUAAAACCAACUGGUUUGUUGUUUCUUUUUGGUGUUGCCAAUACAGCUGCAUUAGUUAUUACGUCAUUAAUUUCUCUUAUAUUUUUAUCAAUGUCUCUAUCUGUAUUUAUUUUGCAAUCAGUAUUGAUGUGGGUGCUGAUAUACUUUCUAUAUUUCAACCAGUUAGUUGUAUGUGAUGUUAGAGAAACUUUCGGCUCGAAUAUCAUGGGCUGUUCGUAUAACUUUAUUAGAACAGGAGAAUGAUCAGAUGAUAAGUCUGUACAUGUAUCAGCUGUCAUAAGCGAUCUAUCUAUAUUUUUGACUACAGCAAAAUCUAUUAAGUCUGGUAUUUUUCUUCUAUCACUGGGCCAGUAUGUCGGCUUACCAGGAGAUAUUAGAUCCAGCUUAUUAUGCUUAUUCAUAAUAGUGUAGUAUAACUGUCGUCCUUUCGGAUUAAUAAGACGUGAGCCCCAGUACGUGUGUUUUGGGUUAUAAUCUCCACCUGCUAGAAAACUUUGACCUAGUGUUCCAAAAAAGUCUUUAAAUUCGAUUUCUGUAAUUUUAAAACGAGGUGGGCAGUAUAUAGCCGUAAGGUUUAAGUCACAACCCCGAUUUUUUAGUGAUAUUGUUGUAGCUUGUAACUGUGGUGUAGCAUGAGAUUCUAGAGCAUAGUGGUUUAAACGAUUUCUAAUCAAAACUGCCGUGCCACCAUGCGCUUUUCCAUCCGGAUGAUUUGUAACGUAUAGUCUAAAUCCCGGUAUAUUGAAAUUAUUUUUAUUUGUUAGAUGAGUUUCUGAAAUAAGCAUUACAUCUAUAUUCCUUUCAGACAGAAAUCUGAUUAUCUCUAAUUUAUGUUGGUUAACACCGUUAGCAUUCCAUAUACAGAUAUUUAGUAAGCUCAUUUUUUACUUAAUAAAUUUUGCAGCAUUUGAUUUUGUGAUUUUAUUAAAUCUUGGAUCAUGUUUUGCAUGGUAGACAUAAAUUGAAUCAUACACUGUGUAAGAUUUAUAAUCAAAGUUUCAAUACCUCCAUUUGGAGGGUUUUGCGGCAGUUGCGUUUGCACAGUGUUUCCUUUCACCACAUUUGCAUAGCUUCCUUGCAUAUUAUUAUUGUUAGAAGUAAACUGAUUUGAACUUUUUUCUGAGGGUGCUAUUAUUUCAUUACGGGGUGUCUGUAACAUUUGGUUACGACGUGCUUGAAUGCUCUGUGACAACUUCGAUUUCAAAUCUUUAUAUACGGGGCAACCUCUGUAGUUGGGAGUGUGAUUUCCCCAACAAUUACUGCAUUUUUUAUUUAAAUCCUCUUUUUUAAGAGUACAUUUAGAAGUAGGGUGUAGAUUACCACACACCACACAGACACUGCGUAGAGUGCAAUAUGCUUUCGUGUAUCAAUACUCUUGGCAGUUUGUAGUUACAUUGUACUGGACCAUUUCUCUUAUGUGGUUCCUCAACGGUAAUUCUGCGAUGGAGCAGAUAUUUUAAAUUGUAAAUCGGGUGUACGAGUAUUUCAUUUUUCUUUAGUUGGUUACAAUUUGGCAUCAGUUCUAUUUUGAAAUAUUUACUACUGAUUUAAUGCUAAAACCACCUUCUUCUAGUGCUUCUUUAACGUCGUUAGAGUCUACCGAAGACUCUAUACCUUUUAUUACAACAACUAGGCCUUUUGAGCUCUUCAGUUGGUAAGAGUAGUAAUUCUUGUUAUUAUUUGAUAGGAAUAAUACAAUAUCCAUGAGACUUUUUUCAGUGUAUAUUUGAAUUUUUGUUUCAUCUAUGUUACCUUUUUUCAAGGGCACAAUGUGAAAAUUGUUUGUGCCUCUUAUAUUGCUCAUUUUGGAAACAAGCGCAUUUGAGCUACGUUCACGCAAACAGAUUGGAGGGGGUUUGGCAUUCACUACCGUGGUGGUACCCUUUGCUUCGUCGUUAGGCUCUUUGCUUAAUAAGGCAAAUCUGUUGCCAAUAAGAAUUUCUGGCUUUUUACUGUUUGGCAUGCCUGCUUGAAAUUUUUUGGUAUUGACCGCUGUUUUAAUAGGACUCAAUUUCCUUUUUACAUUAAUGUAGCGAUCAAUACCAGUCUGAACUGAUGGCCCUUUUUUGCUUGGUACAUUCAUACCUUGCAUUUUAUUUUCCUUCGCUGUCCGGGUGCUUUAUGGUACCUGCAUAGUGGCUGCUGUCAGUGGAUUUGUUGUUGCCCGAUUGCUGCUUACUGCUGCUUCUGCUGACAGCGCUUGCUUAGUCUAUCUUUCAUCUGAUCUGAUCCAGGCGUUGCUUUUGUUGGCUCGACAAAGCUAAAGUAGACAUUUAAGGAAUGCCUACGGUUUUGCAGAUGAGGCUGCGAAGCACUCAUUAUAAUUAUUGUUUGUUUUUUUGUUUUGUCUUUUGUUUUUAUAUAUUUGUUUUGUACACUGUUUAUUAGGCCGGGUCGAUUUGUGGGAAGGCAAAAAAAUCGCCCAUUGCUCUAUGAAAAUCAUAUUCAAGGGAUCAAAAUAUGAAACUUUGCCGAAGGAACCAUACCUCUGAAACGAAUUAUGAUGUCCCCCAAUUUGGGUCGAACUUUCGGGUAGGGGCAAAUUUUGAAAUAGAAUUGAAAUUACCAUUUCAUUCUUAUUACCUCUGAAAGUGAGGAGAACUAAAGCAAUAACCACUAUGGUAUUUCAAAAAAAAUAAUAAGUGAAGUGAUCAUUCCAAAUCAAAAAAUUUACAAUGAAUCCACCAUCUUCUACACCGCAAGAUGAAGCAACUACAUCAACAACUAUCGAAAACCCAAUGAGUCAUAUACCCAAGCAUGAUGUUACUGUUUUUGGUGUGUCUACUGAUUUGACUGAUCUUAAUUUACCAACCCAUCUGGAUAUCUUGAGAUAUUAUUUUUACCUAAGCGAACGUGCUAAAACAGAACAAAAAAGUUUUCCCAUAAAUCAUUCACUAUUCAAGUACAAGAUAAGUUGAUUGGAAUUUGGGAAAAACUUGGUAUGGAAAUAAUGCUGAAAAAAAGUGUAUGUAAUAAAUUGAAUAAAUUGCUUGACAAGUAUCAAGAGCAAAUCAAGAGAAGAAACAACACCCAACAAUUUACAGAGUAUGUAAAAUCUCUGGAAACAAUUUUUUACAUUGGAAAAUGUAAAUGCGAUUUGAAGGCAGCUCCAUGUGCAUGCGGCUGUGUUCCCGAACGCCUCAAAGAGUUCAUGCACGAUCAACAUAAUCAGAGAAGACUAACAAUGAAUGCAUUUAUGAUGGAAACUGAAGAGCAAGGAGCAACGUCUAUGUCAUCAAUGCCAACAUACCAAGAUCCCUAUGAUUCAACAUACGCACCGCCACCGGUUCAAGAAGAUAUGGAUAGAAGCACAAGUUCACAAUACACAGAGAGAUACGAUUGUUUUAACUUUGCCUUGGUAUGUGACAGAUUUGGUGUGCCUGACAGAGUAGCAUCAGCAUUGGGAACCGCUCUUUUGCAAGAUUUUAAAAUUAAAGAUAAGCAUGGGAAACAUCUCAUCAUGGAUAAAUCGAAAGUUCGCAGAGAAAAAGAGAAAUGCAGACAAAAAGUGCUUCGCAAACGGUUAGAUGAUAUCACUUUGUUAGCGUUUUCAUUCGAUGGCAGAAAAGAUACGAUAGAUAAAAUUGAUGAGAAGUAUCAUAAUAGGAUGGUAAAAGAACCUUAUCUUGUUAUUUUGAGAGAACCCAAUUCUGAAUUGAUUGGUUACGUUAAACUGGAACAUAAAAACGCUGAAUACAAAACAACCAAAUUAUAUGGUUUUUUCAACGAUAAAAAUAUAUCACUGGAUACAUUAAUUGGAAUAUGCACUGACGAUGAGCCAACAAACACUGGCCCACACGGUGGAAUUAUACGACGAUUCGAAUUGCUGUUAAAAAGACCAUUGCAUUGGUUUGUUUGCCUUCUACACUUCAAAGAACUUCCGUUUCGGCAUUUGUUUGAAGCUUUGGAUAAAUCAACCAGCACUGGACCAAGAUUGGCAACCGGAAAACUGAGCCGUCAAAUCGAAACUUGUGAAACUCUUCCGGUGGUGAACGGCUUCCAGAAAAUUGAGUUGCAAAAUAUGCCCCCUGCUCCAGAUAAAAAGAAUUUUCCACCGAUUCGAAGUACUUAUACGACAUGGCCCAUGCAAUUUCUAGCGACGUGGUUCCGGUGGAUCUGGCUAACAUCAAACCAGGGAAAAUUGCACAUUCUCGGUGGCUCACCAAGGCCGCUAGAUUAUUGCGAUUAUAUGUGACAACGGAAAAUCCAGAUGCAAAUUUAAGAAUUCUGGUUGAAUUUGUAAUUAAAUGUUAUGUGCCAAGUUCACUGGUUGGUUACGAUUUCUAGAACCUCGUUUACGCAAAAUUGUCAAUCAAGUAAUUAAAGAUAAUUCAUAUUAUGCACAUUCGGAAAAUAUCUUGUAAUCAAUGUUGUUUGAUGAUAGGAAAGAAAAGCGCGACUGUGCCAUCAAGAAAAUUCUACGCUAUCGAACCGAUGUUGACGAGCCAAUGGAACUUAGAGUUUAUAAAAAACCAGAUCUAAACUUUAAUUGCACAAGUUAUACGGAAAUGAUCAAUUUUAAUGAUAUAAAUAUCGUAUUUGAACCACCAUUCUCGCGAAGCAUUCCGUACGAUACAUUGAAAGAAUAUUUAAAUCAAGAUGAUCCACCGUUUAAUGAUCCAAAAAUUCCAUCACACAUACAAGGAACGGAACGACAUGUUCAAUUGCUAGCUAGCGUUUCCAAACGGGCUAUACCGGAAAAUGUAGAGGCUGUUAUGGCGACGACAUUAGAGAGCCGUGCGAAAUUGCCGAGACUUGAAAGUAAAAAAUACUUCAAACAAUAAUUUUUUUUUUAUUUCUUUUCUAUAACUCACUUAAAUUAAUUUUUUCAUAUACACAUAUUCCGACUAAAUAAAUUUCUUAAGAGAAAAAAUAGAUAUUAUUAUAAAUAAAUAAAUAAAAAUAAAGAAAAAACAUAGCCAUUUAGCUGAUUUUUUCAUGUAAAGGCCAAAAAUGGUGAUUUUUUGAAAUUAUUGUAUGGGGAACCCCCCAGGGGAGUUCCAGGGGGUGUGCCACUGGCAUGGGUGGAUCGGCCGUCCAAAGUUAUUACAUUUGGACUCGAUUGGAGCACUCUAAAUGGGUCAAAGUGGGAUUUUUCAAAAUUUGCCCCUACCCAAAAGUUCGACCCAAAUUGCGGGACAUCAAAAUUCGUUUUAGAGGUAUGGUUCCUUCGACAAAGUUUCUUAUUUUGAUCCCUAGAAUACGAUUUUCACAGAGCAAUGAGUGAUUUUUAAAUCGACCCGCCCUACUGUUUAUUAUUAAAAGUUUGUGUGCACUGUUUUUUAUUUGUUUGUUUGUUUUUAUUUAUUGUUAUUGUUUGCUUACUUUUUGCAAAAAUCAGAAUCACGGAGCAAAUUCAAAAACACGUCCGUACACUAUGAACACUCGAAUGCAAAAAGGUCGCUCCUUGUUGUCAAGGAUAUCAUUUAUCGUGAUAAGAAUAUAAUAGAAUUUGUUAUUGCUUCGUAAAUCACUUAAGAAAUAGUACAUACAUACAUAAAUACCUAUGGUAUAACAACAUCUUCACAGUCUCUGCAUCGUAUAUCGUUACACAUACUACGAGUAUAUACGAGUAUAUGCUUCUUGUUGUAGUGAAUAACAGUGCAGGCGUAGAUCAGAAGAGGGCGCGUCUCACGCCCUAUUCAUAUGGUAAUGUUUUGUUCAACAUUCGAAUGUAAUUGCAAAAUCGACUGAUAAAACCAAGAUACUACACGUGAAUAAACACAGACUUAAACGUUGCUUUUAAUUAUUGCUAAUGCUUCAAAAUACAUAUUUGUCAGCUAUUAUGCACUCAUCUCAAAUUAUGAUUUAACUUUUUCUUGUUCAGUUACAACUAUCACUAUAAUUCAUAUACGUACUAUACUAAAAAAAAAAACACUGAAACCACAAAAACUCAUGCUUAUGUUUUGAAAUUUAUGUUUUUUGGUUUAUGAAGUGUUUUGGCUUUUAACAUAAAACGAUGGAAAGUAGCCUAUGCCCCUCCCGAGGUUCCAAGCACCUCAUCACCAAUUUUCAGUCAAAUCGGUUCAACCGUUCUUGAGUUAUAAAUGUAUACAUAUUGCAAAAGGGAUCGGCGUUAGAACCUUCUUUCCGUGCUGUGGUUCGACCGUAAUGCGCGGACAUAGAAAAAAAGGCGUUUCAUUUUUAUAUAUACGAGGUGUGUUCAAAAGGUAUCGCGAAACGUAACUGACAGUUUUCUUCGAUUGCAGGGGCGUGGUGCAUCAUGAGUUCUUGCCACAGGGAAGAACGGUCAAUAAGGAAUAUUACCUGCAAGUUAUGCGCAAUUUGCGCGAAGCAAUCCGCCAGAAACGCCCGGAUUUGUGGAAGAACAAAAAUUGGCUUUUGCACCACGAUAACGCCCCUGCUCACACAUCGUUGCUUGUGCGCGACUUUUUGGCCAAAAACAACACACUAAUGAUGCCGCAGCCACCGUAUUCCCCAGAUCUGGCCCCCUGUGACUUUUUCUUGUUCCCUAAACUGAAGAGGCCCAUGAAAGGACGACGUUACGCUUCUCUUGGCGAGAUAAAGACGGCAUCGAAGGAGGAGCUGAAGAAGAUAAAAAAAAAAUGAUUUUUUUAAGUGCUUCGAAGAUUGGAAAAACCGUUGGCACAAGUGUAUAAUAUCUCAUGGGGAUUACUUUUAAGGGGACAAAAUAGAUAUUCAUGAAUAAAUAAAUAAUUUUUGAAAAAACACAAAAUUCGCGAUACUUUUUGAACACACCUCGUAAGAUAGACGAUGGGUUUUGCCUGGUAGCGAGGCUGCGUUGCAGGUAUAAACCAUUUUUAAAUUAUCUUGUUUAUUUCUAACAAAAUUUUAAACUUAAAAAAUAUAUCGCCAUCCAACCAUUUAGCUCUUUUAUCCUCAUCUCUCUUACUUCUUCUCUCUAAAUAUAUACAAGCGUAGAAAUAAAAAAGGAAGUAAGUACAAAUAAAAAAGUAAAUAAGUACAAAUAAAAAAGUAAGUAAAAGAAAAUAUACGCUGACUCAUGCAAAUUUUUUUCUCCACUCCAUUUUUCAGUUUGUACAAUUUGGUAACUGUUCGUUGGGUAUUGUACAUUUUGCUCGAACCUUUCAGAAUUUAAUCACUUUUAUCAGUUCCAUUAUAAUUCUCUGUCUAAAUUUAACAUUCUCUGUUAUAUGCAAGUAAUGCAUUUUUUUUAUUAUUUACGGUCGUAAGUCAGUAAAAAAUUUACGUUUUGUGAAUUUUUUUUUAACAAACCAUACCUAUUGGAUUAUCUUCAAAGUGGUUCGGACCAUUUUUCAUUUCAUGCAACGGUUUAGUUAGCAAUAGCGAACAGAAAAAAACCCAACUUAAUUUUAUAUAUACGAUUAUGUGUAUACAGGUAUGUAUGUAUAUAUUUGUUACUUUUUUAUUUGUACGUUUGUAUAUAUUUACAAAGAAUAGGUAAGAGAGAUGAGGAUAAAAGAGCGACAUGGUUGGAUUCCGAUAUAUGUACAUAUACAUACAAGUAUGUACAUACAUACAUAAAUAUCCACUGUUAUGUUGUUGUUGUUCUUUUACUUUUGCUUAUAAAUACAGUCUGUCUAGUAGAAGCGUGAUCGCCAUAACUUGGAAUUUAUUUGUCCGAUUCGUUUCAAAUAAACAACAUUUUACACGUUUAUAAUAUUUAUUGUACGCAAUAUUUUUAAUAACAUGUAUAGUCACCGCCAUUCGCUAUUAUGACCUCACACCUCCGACUCAUACUUUGCACUAAGUUCUUAGCAAGUUGCCGAGGCAAUAGUUUCCAAAUCAGCCGAAUUUGUCUUGACAAAUCCAAGAGUGUCCUCUUCUCCCGAAAAUCUUCGCAGCCGAUGGUAAUAAAGCUGUUUGAUAAAUUUUGUUCAUCAAAACCGCAUUCAAGUUGCUGGUAAACACGAAAAGGUGUCCAAAUCCUUUUUCUGAGAAACAUCCCCAAACAUGGACCUUCACUGGGUGUUUAACAGUUCGUUGGAGCAAUCGAUUGUUAGCGGUACACCAAGAUCGGUUUAUGUUACUAUUUGCACAAAAUGAAGAUUCAUCCGUGAAUAUUACAUUAUUCCAAUUCCGUUCUGAAUUGGCGCGGGCCCAGGCGAGUCUUUUUUCAACGUGUGAUGAUGAGAGCAACGGUUUUUUAAGAAAUCUGCGCUAUUUGACGUCGUUAGCACCCAAAUGUUUUCGAAUCGUCUCUACCGAUAUUUUAAGAACACUUUUCGCUACAACUUCUUUAGCUUUACGCAACGAUAAGCCCGGCUUCGUCGCAAACAAAUCAAGGAUCUUCUUGUCCUGCUUUGGUGAGGUCCUUUUUUUAGGGCCCCGCCCAGGCAAAUCGUCGACAUUUUUUACUUCUAAAUACCGAUUCGUUCACUUCGUUAUGAAUGACUUCGACUUCUUCAUAUAUUUUGCUGCAGCUAAACGUGACAUUUUCGGCCCUCUAGAGUGUAGACAAAGAAAUACAGCUUCAAAUCGCUUCUCGUACGCGGAACUCAUUUUUUAAAACAACGUGCACUUUGUAAUAGUUUCACGAAACUGACAGUUUUUGCAAUGCGUACUACAAAAAUGAUGUCGCUACCAAGGUGCAUUCAAAUUAUUUCGAUAACGGCACUUUAUGUGCAAAUUUUGCCGAUCACGAUUCUACUAGACAGACUGUACAUACAUAUGUUAUAGCAUCAUGUUUGUUGCUUUGUUAGCCCAAGCGGUAUCGCCGAACCUAACCAAAGUAAGAAUACUUGAGUUUAAAAAAUUGGCUUGGUUUUUUUCGUAGUGUAUUUGGAGACACGAAUUAAGCUUGAAGGCAGGUAGUUGAACAACAGUAAUUUUUUUUUUUUUCAAAUUUCUUGAUGCAGUUGACUUAUGUAUGUAUGUCUAUAUAUACUUCUUCUUCUUUACUGGCGUAGGCACCGCUUACGCGGUUAUAGCCGAGUUAACAACAGCAAGGCUGUCGUUUAGUUUUCAUUGGUACUGUUUUUUACGUGGCGGGUCCCAAACCCAGCGCACAACCCUGCGGAGGGAAUGUUUCGCCUUCGUAUGUAUACUACUGAGAUAAAAUUGAAAGGUGAAUUUUGUCCAUUUUAUCUCCUUCAAGAUAAUCCCCUCUCGCUGCAAUACACUUAUGCCAACGAAUUUUCCAGUCAUCAUAGCACUUGGAAAAAUUCUCCGUCGUGAUGGCCAUCAGAGCCUUCUUCGAUUCAGCUUUUAUAUCCUCAAUUGAGUCAAAACGGUGUCCUCGGAGUGAUCAUGUGAAUUUGCUGAAUAGCCAGAAGUUACAUGAAGGUAAAGCGAAUGCGGUGGUUGCGGCACGACAAUAGUAGAAAAUGUGGCGGAAUGAUCACGAAUAACCAAUGUAUUAUAGUAUGAGAUGGUGCAUUAUCGCACUUCUUAGUUCAAUAAAUCGAAGAAUUCACAUUUAAAGCCUCACAAAACGAUGUGUAUCUCCAAUACUAAUUAAUAUUUUGACGAGAAUUAAGUACAGAUGGCGUUAAGACUACUACCAACUUGAAAAAAAAUUACCGAUUCAAAAACACGCGAAGUGUAAAUUAAAAAUUCACCUUUCAAUUUGAUCACAGUAGUAUACAUACUUUGGUAAGUAUAACACAGGCCAACACUCAAUUUGCUUCUUUGAAUUUAUCAACUGAUUCUAGUUAAUUUGGGUGCGCUGAAUUUAAAUUUUUAAUCAGUUUGCCUCUGUCAGCUCUAGCUUUCAUGAUAUAGCUUUUUUAUACCUUCCAAUUAAUUUAAGACCUGAAAAAAAAUUUUGCAAAUCUGUAAUCAGUUUGUCUCUAUCAGCUCUAGUUUUCAUGAUACAGCUUUUUAAUUUUUUUCUGUAUUUUUUAUGUAUUUGAAAUUCUUUUUUGCUCGCCUU